AUGAAAUCAUGUUCAGCAUCAUCGCCGGAAGAGGAUAAUGUCCUCCUCAAUGCCGAAAUUGAGAACACCAUCAUGACCACCAUUCAAAACGAACCAACAACAACCACUACAAUGAUGAGCUCAGAGGAAAAUGUUGCUUCCGAUAUUGAGAAUGAAUCUACCAUGAGCUCAUCGUCCUCUUCGAGUAGCAGCGAGGAACAAUCCAUGUUAUUCUGUGGCUCAUUCUCGGGAUCUCAAAUUAUCAAGAUGGCAGAGGCUCAAAACAGCCUUCAAUCGCCACAACAACAAGGGCAAACAACAGCAACGUUAGCCUCCUCCUCCCGUGUAUCACUUCCUCCUCAUCAUCCAAAGAUUUAUUCUCAUCAAACUGGCAACGAUGGCCAUGUGAUGCUGGAAACAAACGAACAUUCCUCAUUAGGCAGUUGCCCUUUCCUUAAUGAAACAGAUCACACGAAAGAAGACGACAACAUGUCUCAUGUAACAAGCAGCAUUGUGAACCAACAACAACUCGGUGAUCAGCAAUCACAACGUUCUCAACCUGAGGAGGGUAUGGAUACAUCAUUCCAUGGCCAUAACCCUCCUUCCAAUCAGGAUGACCAUGAAAGAGAGGAUGGAUUGAGCUCUUUGCAACAACAGGGAUGUAUCUAUGCUACUUCACGUACUCUUGAAAACAUUCACAACAAUAGAUUUGCCUCAGCCAUGGACUUCGAUUUUAAAAGUGAUAAGGCCAUUAAUGAAGCCGCCUCUAAGCCCAGGUUGCUGAGAAGUUCUUCCAAUCAUUCAAAUCAACUCCAUGGUGUGACGCAUUCAAAUAAUUCUCAAUCAAUAGUGACCCUUGCCGAAGUAGAACAUUGUCCCAAUGAUUGUACUGUUGUUUCUCACUCAUCGUCAUCACCGACAGAAGACGAAACAUCCAUUUCAUCAUACUGUCAUUCUGACGAGAGUUACGACUCUGAUUCUAGGAGUCAUCUUCUUUUAAGAGCAAUCUACAAUGCCCAGCUUAGUGCAGCCAUUCACAUUGAAAAUCCUUCACGACUCUUCCUUGACUUGUUGAACGAAGUAUUAUGCUUGUUGAGAUGUGGCUAUGGGUUUAUCGGAGAACUAAAACUUGACGAGUAUGGAAAACCAUUCUUGCAUUCACAUGCACUCUCCUUUGCCAAAACUAAGUUAACUGACGAAGCACGAGAUUUGUUCAACCGAGUAUCUUCGUGCAACUUCAAAUUCAAUAACAUGAAUACUCUCUUUGGACAUGUAUUAAUGACCGGUGAAGCAAUUGUUACAAACGAUCCCAAGAAUCAUCCGAAGCGAAGUCCUACUCAUCUGCCCAAAGGUCAUCCUCGAAUGGAUUCGUUUCUUGGAAUACCGUUGCAUUUUAAUAAUGAACUUGUGGGCAUGAUUGGUCUUGCCAACAAGGAAGGAGGAUUUCACAACGAAGACGUAACAUUUUUGGAGCCUCUCUGUACAACCUGUAGUUCCAUCAUUGUAGCGUGGAGAUAUUAUUUGGACAGAGAGGAGGCACGGGAGAAGCUUCGCUUAUCGAAUUUAAAUUUAGAACACAAAAUUUUCCAAAGAACUCAGGAGUUGUUGCAGUCGAACAGCAAACUAAGCGAAGAGGUGGAGAGGAGAAGAAAAAUCGAGCAAGAGUUGCUUGAACAGCAGAAAAUAUCGCAAAGAGUAAUGUUGGAAAAGGAGAAUUUUUUGAGAAAUGUUUCUCAUGACUGUAGAACUCCAUUGAAUGCAAUUUUAGGGUUUAGCGACCUUCUCUUGAGAUCUGUGGAUGAGUUUCCAAUCUCAAAUCAACAAUUAGAGUUUAUCAAUCUCAUCAAAACGAGUGGAGAAUCAAUGUUGUCUUUGAUUAAUGAUUUUUUGGAGAUUAUGAAAUUAGAACAACAAAUGAAGCUCAAUAAUGAAUUAUUUUCCCCAUGUGAACCCUUUGAAGAGGUGUUGGACCUUGUUGUUUUGGAAUGUGAUAAAAAGAAACUCGAUCUAAUAAUUGAUUAUCAUCCAGAUUUCAACUUUUCAACUAUUUUAUACACAGACAAGGGUAAAAUGAAGCAAGUUCUGUUGAACUUGCUUUCAAAUGCUGUCAAGUUCACAACUUUUGGAUAUAUUUACAUUCGGGUGAAAAUGGUAACUCACCAAGAUGGAUUCACAGAAAUGGAAGUUUGUGUCAAAGAUACAGGCAUAGGAAUUGAAAAGGAAAAUUUAAGCAAGAUAGGUCAACCGUUUGUUCAAUUCAAAACAAAACAAGAGUCAAAAGGAACAGGCUUGGGUGUUUCAAUAUCAAAAAUGAUUGCACAAGGAUUGGGAGGAAACUUGAAGGUUGAUUCUCAAGGAAUUGGAUGCGGUUCUGAAUUUACAUUCACUUGCAAAGUGCCUUACAAAACUUUCAAGGAUUUGACAACUGAGGAGCAACAGGCCAUUCAUCAACGUGAAAUGGUUAAAUUCGAGUCCCUUAAUGAGAUACUUCAACGUGAUGUAACCUACUUUAUGGAAACGGAACAGUGUAACGAGUUCAAAAUUUUAAUCCUCGAUCGAAGUAAUUUAUUUGCGGAUAGUCUUUCCCACAUGAUUGAUAAUAUUGACACGGUAGUAAGAAAGAUCAUAUUUGUUUGUGAUAGUAAGAAGACCCUGAAGACAGAAAUCCAAAAUCAAAUUCAGUCGUGUGGAGAGUUUUGUAAGAUCAUAAUAUUUGUCGAUGCCAUGCUGUUGUUCGAUGAGUCUAUUUCGGAACGUUCACUCUCUGAUAUUUAUGCUGCUUUGGAUAUCCCAAUUGAAUUGAGCUUGCAACAUCAUAAUACUUCGUUGCAAGAGCCAACGCGGCAACCUUGUGUGAGAAUUAUACCAAUGCUUCAGCAGUCAAUUUUUUAUGGAACAUCUGUCAUUCCACUUUCUGAGUAUGCAUUAAUGAAACCCAUAUUCAAGGUAGAAGAUAUUGCCAAGAUAUUAUUUCCCUCCAUAUUUGUAAGUCUUGGAAAUGCUUACCAGAGUAGAAAGCAAUCACUGAGUGAUGCAGAUGAAUCUUUGCUGUCUACAGCAGCAUCAUUUUCAGUUUUGGUUGUCGAUGAUAAUGCGAUCAACGCCAAGGUUAUCUCUCACAUGCUGUUCAAACUGGGCAUUCGCAAUGUUACUACUUGCACUAGUGGAGAAGAAGCCAUUGAAUAUGUCAAGAAAAAGUAUUACAAUUUGAUCUUUCUUGAUUUGUUGAUGGAUGGACUGAAUGGCACCGAGACGUCACGAAUAAUUAACAUGACAUGUCGUCAUAACGCUCCUUGUAUCAUCUUACUCACUGCUAAUCUUAUUUCAGAAAGAGAGCGCGAAGAAUUGAUCAACAAUAAUGUGAAACAUUUCAUGACGAAACCCGUUCGAUUCACAGAUGUACGCCAAAAGAUUAUCCAUAUAUUGAGAAGUCAAUUGAAUGCCUUAACACAGUAA
This is a messenger RNA of Naegleria fowleri, 3435 nucleotides long. RefSeq lists its product as uncharacterized. The coding region runs from base 1 to 3435 and encodes 1144 amino acids. The record is from RefSeq and is a predicted model, not a curated record. Gene Ontology annotation, biological process: protein autophosphorylation; phosphorelay signal transduction system. Lineage: Eukaryota; Heterolobosea; Eutetramitea; Acrasida; Naegleriidae. The transcript has 6 exons. Gene Ontology annotation, molecular function: protein binding; histidine phosphotransfer kinase activity; phosphorelay sensor kinase activity.